Molecule: messenger RNA, 4618 nt
Organism: Oryzias latipes (Japanese medaka)
Lineage: Eukaryota; Metazoa; Chordata; Actinopteri; Beloniformes; Adrianichthyidae
Product: vasorin
Molecular function (GO): protein binding
Source: RefSeq, a predicted model, not a curated record
GUCUGUGCGCUCGGCGGAGUCUGAGGAGCGUAGAGUUCGAACGCACAGCGGCGCAGUCACGUCUGCAGUUUGCUGCCAACUGUCCGUGGAGGAUAUCUGUGUUUUGUCGUUUGAGACUGAAAGAGAAUCUUUUCCCUCUCCUUGUUCUGUUUUGUUAUUUGUAUCGACUAUAGCGCAGAUUAACUAUCCUGCGUCCCGUACGAAAGGAAUUUGUGCGUACGCACUCCCUCGGAUUGUGGAUCGUUGAUUUCUGUGCCAAGAGUUGACGGCUGUCACCAACAUGUUGCUUUACUCCCUUCUUUUCUUCAUGCCUGCUGUGGCAUUUUCCUGGAACUGUCCUGACGACUGCACAUGUAUCAGCGGGUUUACCAUAUUCUGCAUUCAACAACCAUCAAGCACAGUGCCCCGGGUCCCCAUCACAACACGGAAUCUCUACAUUUUCAAUAUUGGCAUCACCACAGUUUCCAGGGAAGACUUUAGGGGUCUGGUGGAGCUGGAGCUGCUAGAUCUAAGUCAAAAUGAGCUGGCAGAAAUUCCUGAUGGGGCAUUUGAGAUGCUGUCAAAACUGAAGAACUUAGACCUGUCCUCUAACCAAAUCACACACAUUUCCAAAGACAGUUUCUCUGGCCUGGUCCAGUUGGAGAGGCUGUAUCUCUAUGCUAAUAACAUUCAGAGCAUUCAUUUAGAUGCUUUUGAAAAUUUAGAGAUGUUGCUGGAACUCAAGCUGCAAGGAAACAGCCUCACAUCCCUUCCUCAUAUGGAUUUUCCAAGGCUUCUUCUUCUAGAUCUCAGCAACAAUAACAUCCCAAGCCUGGGACCUUCCGACCUCCAAACUCCACACCUAGAAGCCCUUAAACUGGGAUCUUUGGGGCUUACCACUUUGGACGAAGAACUUAUAGCCUCACUGAGAAAUCUUCAUGAACUAGAUCUGUCACUUAACAGGCUGCAUGAAGUACCUAAAGCACUGAAGUUGGAUUCGCUCAAGGGGCUAAUGAAACUAAACCUGUCUGCCAACCCACAGCUGGAGCUUAAGCAUACGGAUUUGUUAAAACUGUCUGGACUUCAAGAGUUGGAUCUCAGUGGACUUAAUCUCCAGGGAUUUUCUGAAGGCUUUUUUGAAACUUUCCCAAAGUUGGUGCACUUGACAGCAGCUGAGAACCCGUUUAACUGUUUGUGUCCAUUGGCAUGGGUUCCUGUUUGGCUAAAAGGUAAAGGAGUCACUCUUGGGAGACCAGAUGAAACCAGAUGCCAUUUUCCUUUAGUAAAUGCAGGUAAAAUGCUUUCAGCACUGGAUCACAAAGAUUUUGGAUGUCCACCAACUACAACAGAAUCUUUCGAAUCCCCCAUUGCAAACACUGUUGUCUCACAGAUGCCAACUUCAUCUCCAGAAAUUACCCAUACCGAUGCUAUUCCACCUCCUCCCCCACCUAGUAAGGAAACCGUCUCCUCUAAAACAGAUAUCUAUCUCCCUCCACUUGAAUUUCCAGUCUCCCCUAGUUCUGCAAGUGACAAAUACAAGCAAUUCUUUUGCCCUCCAAAUAUUUGCCUCAAUGGGGGUACUUGUAAUUUUGACCCACAGGGCCAACUGAGCUGUUCGUGUCCCUCAGGAGCAUCCGGCCUCUAUUGUGAAAACUUGAACGAUGUCAAUGAACCACAGCCUUCACCAACAGAAGUUUCUGAAGUUGUCCCUGUGGUGCCUGAUAAAGUGGAUGUCAUCAUUUCACGGCAGGUUACCUCCACAUCGAUCCUUCUUGAUCUUCACCACUUUAUUGAAACACAACCACACAUCCGGGGCAUCAAGUUGACCUACCGAAACCUUUCAGGACCUGACCGCCGCCCUAUUGUCUUGAGUUUACCGACUUCCUACCCCGAAUAUACUUUGCGUGGAUUAAGACCUAAUUGCACCUACUCUGUCUGUGCCAGUCCGCUUGGUGAGAGACCCAAUUCCUGGGGAAAUGGCUCUUUAGAAUUGGGGUCAUGCACAGAGGCUCGCACAGAGGACAUCCUAAUGUCUUCCCCAGAGCCACUGUUGAAAGAAAAGGCUUCUUGGACAUCCACUCUUAUCUCUUCUGUAGCUGCUCUGGUUUUAGGGCUAGCUGUGGUGGUUGGGACCAUAGUUUCCCUCCGAAAGAGACACCAGGCAAGGGCAGGAUUAGAGCAAGAGUGUGGUACACCUGAACCUGAUCCCAUGGACUUGGAGGGUAUAAAAGUUUGCCUGGAAAAUGGGGUGAAUGGCAAACUACCCCUCAAGCAACCAGAGACAGAUUUUUGUCAGCCCCCUCAGUGUCCCCAGUUGCAAAAUGGCAAUUUAGACCACGAAGCACCCUUAAUCCAUGGACACUGUCAAUCAAAUAACAAUCUAACAUCUUUAAAACCAUCAUAUUUCUAAUGGUUGUGCAGUUUUUUACAUAAGAGAUCCCACUGGGAGCUCCAGGUCCUGAAGGAGAUUUCUUAGUUUUUGUUCUAGUCUUCAGAGGUACAUCACACGUUCACAGGUGGAGAAAGGGCACUUACUUUCCUCUGUUAAACACAAGAUUACAGAGCAGGGUGCAUGAACUCUUUAAGAGACAAUAAAAGCCGAAUAAACACAUAAAGCACAGUGGAAAUCCGCUCAACCGCUUUUGAAGGAUAAAAAGAACUGGUUAAACUUUGUGAUACUUGGAUUAUGGAAGAACUCAACCUUGGAACUGAAGUGCAAUCUUGUCGUUUUAGUACUGGGGAGAAAAUGAUUGUUCCUCGUUCAUUGACCCUACUAUAAUGCUUUUAAAAAAUGCUUUGUUUGUUUGUAAAAAAUAAAAAAAUGUAAAUGAACUGUAAUCCUGUUGCUGGAUUUGGGACAUUUUGGAUUUUGGGGCCUAGAACUGGAGGACUCACUGUGGCUCAAAUAUUCCAUAAAAAUAGCAUCGUAAUUCCAAGUAUAUAAAUGGAGUCUCAACCAACAACAAAUGCACCAGGGAUUAUGAAAAGAACUUGCACUGAAAUAUUCAUUUACUCCCAAAUGUGUCAUGAGGCAAUUUCCAGAGGAAACGGAUGUUUAUAUUUGUUGUCUCAAAGUUGGUGUCAUAUAUUAUGAGGCAUACUUUGAUAUUUCCUACAACUGGUUUGAACUCUUCCAUGUCAACAAAUUAACUAAGGCUCUCCACUUUGGAAUUUGACUCCUUUGGAAUUACAUUAGCUGUGAAUAGAGUUAAUAAGAAUAACAAUAAUUAAAAAAAAGCUGUUUUAGCAGUUGGCAUAUGUUUGUUGUUUACUUUUGUAUUCUUUGAGUGUAUUUUUUUUUUCUAUUUUAGUAUAGCUUUUGUUGUGAGGUGAUAUAAUAAUUGUUUAAAAACUGCUUUUACCAGCAUUAAUUCUGUUACUAUUCUUUCUGCAUUUAAGGCUGAAAAACUAACAUAAAAUAAUGUUGCUCAAAGCAGAAAUAAAUAACACCAUAGUUUCUUGCAAAUCAGUUCUAACAGAUUUAUUGCAAGUCAGUCAGAGUUACAAAUGUAACAGAAUGCUGAUAUUUGUAUAUAGCUGUGGAUCUCACCAAGUGAAUGUAACUGUCAGACACUUUAUUUUCAUUGCCAGGCCAACCAAUGCUUCUGCCAAUGCUUCUUAACGUCAUGGUCAUUAAAAUUGUCAGACUGCUUGUGAACAAUAAAACUAUGACAAGUUGCUUCAAAAGAUUUUUAGUUGCAGAGCUCACUCCUAUGAAGCAGCAAGUGGUUUUGCCGAAAACGGAAAGGGAGUUCAAAGAUAUUCUGAUCAAUGGACCAUGUCCGUUUCCUCUUGUUAAUAAUUCCAGCCAUGUCUUCUCUGCUUUUAGUUCUGUGGAAGUGUCUUUUUUGGACCGCUUUCAUCAACAUCUGUGUUUGACUAACAUUGGUUAGUAACUGUGUGCUUGGAAACUGUUUUGUUUAACUGUUAACCAGACUGUGAGACACGCAGGCUAAAUGCCGCUGUUUGAUGUAUUCUCCCUGGGGAUUCUUUUUCUUUUUUGCCUCCAUGGGCUUUCUUUUUUGAAUACAUUUGAUACAAAUUUUUGUUAUGUUUACCCAUAUUUCUCUCAAUUUUACCAAACUAGAAGUUAUACAUGAUAAUGUUUGAAUUAGUAAGGUGGCGCUUCAAAGCGAAAAGUUUUUUGACCCCUAAAAGACCAUGUAGUGCCCUGGAUUUAACACAAUUCGGACACAUGCUCACUACUUUUUUCUAUUUUUUUCAAAUAACAAAUAUGACAUCCUCUUUUUUUAUCCAUGUUCAUCUGCAGAGAAAAUCUAAAUUCACGAAAUUUUUAAAUUUGUGGUUACUUUUAUUUAAAAAAUGUCCCAACCUUUCAGGAAUUUGGGUUUGCAUUCUAUUGUUAUGUUUUCUGUUAAGAUUAUAUUAAUUUUUUUCAAUGUUAACUUCUUUUUGACACAACCACAGGAGUUCACACGUUUAAUCUAGCAUAUCCGUACCUGGAACACUCUGGAGUCUGGUGGCAGAACUUGUAUGGUUUUAUUCAUGCCUUUUCUUCUUAAUGUGUGUCUUUGUGUUGAUUCACUUUUUGAAUUAUCGUUUUGAGUAAUUAUAAUUUUUUUUUGCAAGAAGACAAUGUUGGGAAAUGAACAGUAUUAAACUUUCUUACCGAUAACAC